This is a messenger RNA of Homo sapiens (human), 2688 nucleotides long. It is a transcript of the gene OR2T35, whose product is annotated as olfactory receptor family 2 subfamily T member 35 (gene/pseudogene). Gene Ontology annotation, molecular function: olfactory receptor activity; G protein-coupled receptor activity. Gene Ontology annotation, biological process: G protein-coupled receptor signaling pathway. Gene Ontology annotation, cellular component: membrane; plasma membrane. The record is from RefSeq and is marked validated. Lineage: Eukaryota; Metazoa; Chordata; Mammalia; Primates; Hominidae.
CCAUUGGUGAUAUCCUUGACAAAGUAGUUUAGCCCAAGGAGCUUGUCAUGGACCAUGGGCAUGGAGGGUCUUCUCCAGAACUCCACUAACUUCGUCCUCACAGGCCUCAUCACCCAUCCUGCCUUCCCCGGGCUUCUCUUUGCAAUAGUCUUCUCCAUCUUUGUGGUGGCUAUAACAGCCAACUUGGUCAUGAUUCUGCUCAUCCACAUGGACUCCCGCCUCCACACACCCAUGUACUUCUUGCUCAGCCAGCUCUCCAUCAUGGAUACCAUCUACAUCUGUAUCACUGUCCCCAAGAUGCUCCAGGACCUCCUGUCCAAGGACAAGACCAUUUCCUUCCUGGGCUGUGCAGUUCAGAUCUUCCUCUACCUGACCCUGAUUGGAGGGGAAUUCUUCCUGCUGGGUCUCAUGGCCUAUGACCGCUAUGUGGCUGUGUGCAACCCUCUACGGUACCCUCUCCUCAUGAACCGCAGGGUUUGCUUAUUCAUGGUGGUCGGCUCCUGGGUUGGUGGUUCCUUGGAUGGGUUCAUGCUGACUCCUGUCACUAUGAGUUUCCCCUUCUGUAGAUCCCGAGAGAUCAAUCACUUUUUCUGUGAGAUCCCAGCCGUGCUGAAGUUGUCUUGCACAGACACGUCACUCUAUGAGACCCUGAUGUAUGCCUGCAUGCUGCUUAUCCCUCUAUCUGUCAUCUCUGUGUCCUACACGCACAUCCUCCUGACUGUCCACAGGAUGAACUCUGCUGAGGGCCGGCGCAAAGCCUUUGCUACGUGUUCCUCCCACAUUAUGGUGGUGAGCGUUUUCUACGGGGCAGCCUUCUACACCAACGUGCAGCCCCACUCCUACCACACUCCAGAGAAAGAUAAAGUGGUGUCUGCCUUCUACACCAUCCUCACCCCCAUGCUCAACCCACUCAUCUACAGCUUGAGGAAUAAAGAUGUGGCUGCAGCUCUGAGGAAAGUACUAGGGAGAUGUGGCUCCUCCCAGAGCAUCAGGGUGAUGACUGUGAUCAGGAAGGACUAGCAGGGACUCCCAGAGUAUCAGCGUGGUGACUAUGAUCAGGAAGGACUAGUGGGGACUCCUAGAGCAUCAGGGUGGCGACUGUGAUCAGGAAGGACUAGCAAGGACUAGCGCAAACAUCUGCGGUGCUGCGGCCAAUAACGCAGCUAUUACAGAAAAUAUGGUAUUGGUUCUGAAGAAUGUUCAGUGUCACUUUUAGCAAUUCAGAAUUAACAGGCAAAAUCAUCCUGUUGCAAGGAUUACUUAGGAACAGUAGCGAGGUUGGUGAGGAUCUCUGCAUUAGUCAACUUUGUUCAACUGGAUUCACAAACGUUUCCAGAGGGCAUUCUCAGUCAAGUAGCCCUACAAACCAUGGCACGCCAAGCAGCUCUUGGAAGUGCCCAUGUUAACAUGUGAUCAUGAGUCCUUCCUGUCUGUAUUGCUGACGUGUGAUCAUGAGUCCUGCCUGUCUGUAUUGCUAAUGUGUGAUCAUGAGUCCUGCCUGUCUGUAUUGCUGACGUGUGAUCAUGGGUCCUGACUGUAUUGCUGACCAACUUUUGAAUGGAAAUUGGAGCAUUUGCCACCUCCUUGAUGACUUAAUUUCAAACAUUCAAUACAAGUAAAAUAUUUUCUAGUGACAAAUGUGUAGCAAUUUUAUUUAGAAAAUAUUUAGGAAGGUGAUACUAUUUUUGGUUCCAUAUUCUUAGUUACAUUUUAUGAAUGUUAUCACUUACCUCUGAAAUUAAAUACUUGCCCUGCCUUUAUUCACAUGGAGUCCAAUAUAUUCCUGGAAAUAUUGAUUCAUUGAUUGAAAAUUGACUCUGCCAUUAAGAUUGUUACAUGGCCAAAAACCUACAAAACUGCCAUUUAUGCUCAAAUUGUUAAUAUAUAAAUGUAGAAUGAAUAAACCAAGACAUUUUAUUAGCUAACUUAGUUCCCGUGGAAUAAGUUGCUCAAUUUUCUUAUUCUCAACAUCUUCAUUGAUAUGCUGAAGACAAGUAUUUUUGUAAUUAGUUGGAGUUAGGUGUGGUGCUUUGAUAGAUGUGUAACUUUGGUGGAAUACUAACUAAGCAAAGACUACACUGACCCCACGAUUCAUGUAACUUUAGUUUCUCCUGUGUGUAAGGUCCUGAAAUAUGAGACAUAAAAAAUAUUGACGGGACCUGGUGUUUAUUUUGUUGAUACGAGGCUUAGAAAACAUUGGACAGAGCGGUUACAUAGUUGACAAAGACUAAGCAAACGUUACUCAGCCUUAUGUUGUUCUAGUGUCAACACAGAUAGAAGGAAAAAUGUUUCCUCCAUUGUUGCUGAUGUAGAUAAAGAAUAUUCCCUUCAAUAUGCUAACCCCUAGGUGGCUUUUCAUUCAGAAGGUUCCUAAUAAUUUGAUCUUUACCCUGAAAUCAAACACAUGGAAAAGAGAUGGAAGAAUGUCCUGGAGGGAUUAAGUGAAGAAACAGACCAGGAUUCAUUUAUGAAAUAUCCUCGGUGUUAUUUCAAUUCAGCUCCAUUCACAUUUUAUUCCUUUGUGUGUCUGCACUAAUGCCCUCCAUAUUCUCCAUUCUCCUGCCUUAGCUAGCACCUUCUCGAUCUUCCCUCUACAAAACUCCUUCAGUUCACGUUGUAUUUGUGCUCUAUCCUGGGAUAUCUGUGUUUUCUUUCCCAUUUCCUCAGUUGCUAUGUAUUAAAAAUUAG